AUGUCAACUGAGUUAACAUUUAAUGGGGGAUGUUUAGACGCAUCCGUGAAUCAGACGGAGUACACCAUUAAUUACGUCCCCUUUUUGGUUCUGACAGGUGUGAGUAGUUCCUUGUCGUUACUGGGAUCCGUCUUUAUAUUUCUCAGUUACUAUAGAAACAAUGAGAGGAGCUUCAAUUUUCGUCUACUGGUAUUUCUAACAAUUGCAGACUUCUUCAACGCUUUUGGAAAUCUGCUCGGAGUUAUUCGGUAUUCUGUUGUUGAUCCUGUGAUCACUAACGAUAAUACUUGUGAUUCAGACAAUCUUUGUGUCAGUCAGAGUUUCAUUACCGUCUUUUCUAGUCUAGCCUCAUUCUGGUGGACUGUCUUUAUAGCUCUAAACCAUUUCCUGCACCAACGAGAAAGCAGGUGUCUAGAAAAACCUCCGAUUCAAGUUUUCUGUCAUUUAUGUGGAUGGAUAUGCCCUGUUACCAUAGCUAUUGUUUCCUUACACUACGAUGUUCUGGGAGAAGGUUUAUCGGCCAGUAGCGGCCCCUGGUGUUGGAUCAAGGACUGUAACCUCACCUCAGCAAGUUCUUCCGUCUGGAUGGCGAUAACGGGGAAAGGCUGGGAAAUAACCACUUAUUGCGUUACUUUUGCUUUCUACAUGCUGCUGAAAUUUCAAAAAUGCCGUUCUCAUAACAUGCAGAAGAAAGAACUACUUGUACGAAAGUCAAGUUCCAUUUUAUCUUACCAGUCAAUAUCGCCAGAGGAUACAAACAGAUAUUCCAUAAACCAAGAAACACAAGAGGAAGAAGAGUUUGGUUUAUUAUGGGUUUUCCUCUAUAUGUACCUCACAAGACUUUGGGGAACUGUUAGAUACUUUAUAUUUGUCGGCCACAAUGGAUCUACAUAUAUAUCUUUCUUCGACAAAGCUGAUGAUGGCUUAAUGUAUCUGCAAAGCAUAGGAGACAGCGCACAGGCGUUUGUGAAUUUCUUGGGGUUUGUUGUGUGGCCCAAGUUGAAGAGAAAAAAACGAGACAAUAGUGAUUCGACUACGAUUAUGCUGUGA
Messenger RNA from Saccostrea echinata, 1050 nucleotides. Its product is annotated as G-protein coupled receptor 157-like. Gene Ontology annotation, cellular component: plasma membrane. Gene Ontology annotation, molecular function: G protein-coupled receptor activity. Gene Ontology annotation, biological process: adenylate cyclase-activating G protein-coupled receptor signaling pathway; cell surface receptor signaling pathway. The record is from RefSeq and is a predicted model, not a curated record. The transcript has 3 exons. The coding region runs from base 1 to 1050 and encodes 349 amino acids. Lineage: Eukaryota; Metazoa; Mollusca; Bivalvia; Ostreida; Ostreidae.